UGCACUAGACUGCAUUACAAACAGACGAUACCAUCGCUUCCACAGCAUCCUUCCAGACGAGAGACCCCAAACACCCAUAAAGAAGGAGGCCUCAAGGAUGGCUUCUAGCCACUGGAAUGAGACCACCACCUCCGUUUAUCAGUACCUCAGCUUUCAAGUCCAAACCAUCUACCCUUUCCAUGACAAUUGGAACACUGCCUGCUUUGUCAUCCUGCUCGUGUUCAUCUUUACCGUGGUGUCCUUAGUUGUGCUGGCUUUCCUCUACGAAGCACUCGACUGCUGCUGCUGCGCUAAGAACAAAACCGUGAAGGACUUGAAGAACGAGCCGAACCCUCUCAGGAGUAUGAUGAACAACAUCAGAAAACGUGACAGUGAGGUGGUCUAGCCCUUCUCAGAAGAGGAACAAAAGCUUUAAGAACAGCCUUCUGACUCGUCUGAGGAAAAUGAAAAUUUCCUGAAGCCAAUCGUUUCAAUAAAAUUGUUUCUGACUUUGAA
Molecule: messenger RNA, 495 nt
Organism: Microtus ochrogaster (prairie vole)
Lineage: Eukaryota; Metazoa; Chordata; Mammalia; Rodentia; Cricetidae
Gene: Smim18
Product: small integral membrane protein 18
Source: RefSeq, a predicted model, not a curated record